Molecule: messenger RNA, 5487 nt
Organism: Phymastichus coffea
Lineage: Eukaryota; Metazoa; Arthropoda; Insecta; Hymenoptera; Eulophidae
Gene: cta
Product: guanine nucleotide-binding protein subunit alpha homolog
Exons: 5
Coding region: 977-2086 (369 amino acids)
Biological process (GO): adenylate cyclase-modulating G protein-coupled receptor signaling pathway; Rho protein signal transduction
Cellular component (GO): brush border membrane; heterotrimeric G-protein complex
Molecular function (GO): G-protein beta/gamma-subunit complex binding; D5 dopamine receptor binding; GTPase activity
Source: RefSeq, a predicted model, not a curated record
GAGCGCGCCUCUAUCUGCAGCCUCGCUCAUAUUUCGAGGCGCCCACGUAUAUAUAACGCUCGUGCCAAAGUUAUAGAGGAAGUGGACUGCAAGUUUAUACUCCCACCCGAGCGCGCGAAAUUCUCGCAGGUGUGACAUGACCCACCGUACGCAUAUCCGGCUCUCCCGCUCUCUCUUGCUCACUCGCGCAGAUUAUUCAAUCAUGAGCGAGGAAUCGUCCAACAGUCUUCUUCAUCGCCGUAUACUCGUCGUCACCUGCUGCUGCUACUUGCCGGUCCGCGAAGGUGCAAAAUAAAAGAGUGAAAGAGAGAGAGAGAGAGAGCGCUCCUCGUUCGGCAUCUGUGUGUUCCUUGUGACGUGUUGGUGUGUCUGUGUUCGUGAGCGCAAAUUCCGCGAGAGCGGCGCUGCGCUGCUGUGAAGAGAGCGGAGAAAGAGAGAGAGAGAGAGCGAGCGAGCGAGCGGAUUUUUCGCGUCCGUCUGUCGCACGCGCGUCAAAAGUGCCGAGACGGGCGCGCCAUAUACACGUCGUCCCGCGCGCGACCAAGUUGCACGAGCAAAAAGAAAAAAAAUGCUAGCCGUGUGAGAGACAGACAGUCGGACGAACAGAAAGAGAGCACCGCAAACUGACCGACUAUAACCGCAAGCAGUGCGCGCGCGCGUUAUUGCCGCCGUGUGCCAGCUUUUGUGCCUUUACCGGCCACCCACGCCUAUAUAUACAGCUGCCGCUCCACCGACCCAGCGACGAGCACACUGACCUCAAACUCGCACCGACUUGCUCAUACGUCCUCGUCGAGAAGUGGUCUGUGACGACCGAGUGUCCCGUCGCUUCUUGUCGUUGCCUGUGUGUGUGCUGUGCACGCGCGAACGUACGCACGCGUGUGUUUGUGUGUACGCAAGAGUGAGCCCAGCAGCAGUGUCCGUCGCGACUUCUCGUCGCCUCGAGGAGUAUCCCCGGUGAAAGGGUAUCAGUCGCAAAAUGGCGGGUCCCCUAACGUGGUCGUGCACUUGGUGCCUGAGGUUCAAGUUCAGCCCCGAGGAAAUUGAACAGAGGUACAAGAGUCAAGAAAUUGACAGAAUGCUGGAAAAAGACAGGCAAGCCUUUCGUAGACAGGUCAAACUCCUGCUGUUGGGAGCUGGAGAGAGCGGCAAGUCCACCUUCCUCAAGCAGAUGAGGAUUAUUCAUGGCAUCAAGUUCGAGCCUGACCUAAUUAAAGAAUAUCAGCACGUGAUCUAUCAGAAUAUUAUCAAGGGUAUGAAAGUUUUGGUGGAUGCACGUGACAAAUUGAACAUCCCUUGGGAGCAUCCUAAAAAUUAUGAUAUUGGUUACCAAUUGCUAAAAUUUGAAAAUACAAUGAUAUUAGAUGCACGCCUCUUUCUUCACUAUGUACCAGCUUUACAAAGUCUUUGGCAAGACUCGUCCAUUAGAACAGCCUUUGACAGAAGAAGGGAAUUUCAGUUGAGUGACUCAGUGCAGUACUUUCUGGAUAACCUUGAUAGGAUUGCUCGAGUGGAUUAUAUCCCAACACAUCAAGAUAUUUUACACUGUCGAAAAGCUACGAAAGGAAUAUCAGAAUUUUCUAUUCAGAUAAACAACAUACCCUUCUUAUUUGUUGAUGUUGGUGGACAGAGAUCACAAAGGCAAAAGUGGUAUCAAUGCUUCGACUGUGUUACAUCCAUACUAUUUUUAGUAUCGUCUUCAGAGUUUGAUCAAGUUUUAUUAGAAGAUAGGCGGACUAACAGAUUAGAAGAAUCAAAGAAUAUCUUUGAUACCAUCAUCAAUAACAUGAUAUUUUAUGGAGUGUCCGUAAUAUUGUUUCUGAACAAAACUGAUUUGUUGGACAAAAAAGUCAAAUCAAGAGAUACAAAUGUUAGUUGGUACUUUCCACAAUUCAAGGGUGAUCCACAUUCCAUGAAAGAUGUUCAAAAUUUUAUACUAGACCUAUUUGUGUCAGUCAAGAGGGACCCAAAGAAGUCACUGUUUCAUCACUUCACAACUGCAGUUGACACAGAAAACAUCAAAGUUGUUUUCAACGCCGUCAAAGAUACCAUUUUGCACAGAAAUUUGGAAUCUCUGAUGCUGCAGUAAGCGCCCAAAUAACAAAGUAUACAAGACUUUUAGCAGUAGUAAUAAAAAUAAGGUAUGCAACCGACGUUUAUCUAGAUAAACUGAUAUAAGAGAGACUCCAUUUUAUAAGAAUAUUGCAAUAUGAAUUAGCAUCUAUUAUUUGAAAGACAAUAUAUUUAUAUUUAUAGAAUUACGGGAGUUAAAGAGAACUUAUCUCUAACGUCAUUACGUUAAACGUUAUAUUCGCAUAGAGGUAUUUUAAAAAUGAGGUGGAAAUCGUCCAGUAGUGAAAAAUUUUGAGUUUGUAGAUUUUCUAACAUCGAUUUCCAUCCCUCUUUUGAUAAACGUAUUGAAAAAUGAAAGUGAGUUACUGAUUAUUAUAAAAUUAUAUCGUGUAAAUAAUAAAAAAAGUAAACUAUACGUUGUCAAUAACCAAUAGUGGAUUUAUAAAUAUUUACACAGAUAAAAAACAAUUUGAAAGCAAUUUCAACAGCACAAAUUUUUGAGAUUUUAUAUAUAGGUACUCCAUUAACCUUUUGAAAAAUUUUGAAAAAUUUAUACACGUUAAAUCUCUCUUGUCAGUUUGCCAGAUUAUUAAAUAUGCAAUAAUUUAUUUCUUACUUAGAAUCGCGCGUACUAUUAAAAUCUGCUGUAAAGUUAGAUAUUAAAGAAACCAAAUACUAGAUCCAUGCCAUAAAAACCAAAUGAAAUGAACCAAUUUGUGUUCGAAUUUUUACGAAAAAUUGAAUGAUUUGAUAAAUUGCUUAAUAUUAACCAUAUGAUCGGAAUCAGGACAACGAAGCAUUUUUUAUAAAUUUUUUUGCUAACGUAUAUACAAAUUUUUGCGAUAUUAAUGAGCAAUAUUUUUUAUAUAUAAUCUGCGUUUUAUAAUGUUAAAUACAAAUGGAGCAGCUCAAUUUUGUACAUUUUUUUCACUAACUAACUGCGCACAAAUUGGUAUUUUUUUAAAGACUAGAGCUCAAUUUUUUCUAAAAUUGUGAUAGUAGCUCUGAGGCUUCCAAAUGUACACAUAGGUAAAUGUGCCAUGGGUAAAAGUCUUUAAAGUUCAUGAAUCUCCAAUGAACAAUUAACAUUAUAUUAACUGUGCGAAAAUGAUUCAAGAUAAUGAAAAAUUAGGAAUCUUCGAAAAGCUAUUCCACAAUUAUUGUAAAAUAAUGAAUUGGUUUAACUUUGUUACAAUCAUUGCAAUCAGUAUUAUCCUUACGUCCCUAAUUGGAUGAAAGAGUUUUGGUUUCUAUAAUAGAAUAUUCCAAAUUUAUAAGUUAGACAUGUUGUUAUGAAAAUUCCUUUCAAUUUACGUACGUUUUUUUAUGCUACUAAUUGUUUUGAAUACACAUUGCUCUGAAAAAGUUUUUUCCUCAACUUUUGAACAACUAGGGUCGAAAACUGUGUUUUGUAGGAACAUUUCUCUAUUCCUACUAAUUAGUUGUGCUAAAAUUGUUAUUUUUAUUUCUAAUUAAAUAAACGUAAAAGUGAUUCUUGAAGGCGAUUAAAUGAAUCGAUAUCGCAUUUCUGACGAUUCGUUAACCUAAGAUUUUAUGUAACAUCAUUAUAAUGACCAAAGAAUCAUUCAUUCAUUAUAAAUGUCUAUUGACUUUCAAUUGCAAUAAUUAUUAAAAAAUGUCGAAACCUUUUUAUGAAAUUGAAAAGUUACAUGAAAUCUUAUUCUGCUACAACGAAUAACUGUAUUUUUCUUUUAAUUAAUACAAUAUGAUAAUUUGAAAUUCAGUAUCAUCAGCAACACCAUUAGCAAUAUUCAAAGCGAAAAGAUUGUGUUUUAUUAUCUUUGUACACAUAUACAUCGAAUUGUUGAAAGUAAUUUAACAGUGUGGAGCUAUACAUACAAUCUUUUAAGCCUUACUGCUAAUUCUAAACGUCGAGCGUUAAAAGUAACAAUCUCAUUUUUAAAUUAGCUUAAAAGGUAAACUUUGUAAGAGACUUUGAUAAAUCAUCAUUAUUUAUGUGAAUUGAUUUGAACACUCACGUUAUUGGUGCUGAUUAUAUAAUUGAAAAAAACACAAUUUCUUUUGCUAUUUCUAUAUUUUCGAUUGGUAAAAUAUUCGAAUCGAUACUAUACAUUCACUUAUUUAUUUUUUUUGUAAUCACUUAUACAUAAUUCAAUUUACAUUAACUGAAGUUUUUUUUUUAAAUUGACACAUACAUUCCCGUAAAGCCAAAAUGGUUGAAGUUUGUUGAAUAAUCUUAUUUUCAUAUACGUUAAAAAAUAUUUAACUCUAAAGCAGCCUUUCAAAUAUUGACCAUUCUUUUGUCUUUCGAAACUUUCGUUAAUAUCUCUAAAGCUGUAUCGCUAUUCAUUUUUAAUAAACAAACAAUAAAAAAAGCAUCGAAUAUCUAAUACGUUGGCACAGUACUCAUUUUUGUCACUAACUUGUUUCUUUUUACAUAAAUGCGACUGCACUAAAUCAAUUUGCAUUGUUUUUUAAUAAAAAUCUUUUAUGUAAGUAAUGUAAUUUUUGCAACCGUUUUUAGAGCAGAUAUUUGCAUUCUAAUAAUCUCUCGAUACUUAUCGAUUGAUAAAAAAGCACAAUUGCAAAUACUUACGUGUUGUGUAUCUUUGUAAUUUAUUCAGCGAAUACUGUAAUAAGUUGAAACAUGUAUACUGAAUUAAUUGCUUGUAAAUAAUGAAGUUAAGAAGCGUUUUUUUUUUGCAAAGACUUUCAUCGUCAUGGCUGUAGAUUUAGGUUUUUUGCGAUACAUUUUUGGAAAGUUUAUAAGCAAAGACUUUGUUAUGCGGUGUAAGAUUUAAUUUAGGCUAUUUUUCGUUAAAUAAGAGCGUUUUUUAGCCAUUAUUAUUUGUACAGGUUGCUCAGAGGUGGUUCGUUAUUGAAAUGGCAGCUAAAUAAUUACGAUUUGUUAAAAAAACAAGCAACUCCCAGCCGUUUUAAUAGUGUUUGUACUGAUUUAAAUAAAACAUACAUCAUUCAUAUACAAAGCAAAAUGAUGAAAAUUACUGGAAUAAAUCUAGGUAGAUUUAAAGAAUAACCAUAAGAAACGCAAAGGUGAUGGUGUUCUAUAAAAUUUUUUAUAUUUUUAUAUUUUCAACUCAAAAAUAAAAAUGUCUAUUUGUCGAACUUUUUCUGAUAAAAAAAAUAUUGUUAAAAAAUUCUACAUGACAAAUAUGACGUGCGCACAAUUGUGCCCGGUUUUAUUAUACAUACAAAUUAUUGUGUACAGUAACAUAGCGUAAGAAUUGAUACAUGCUGAUUCACGCCGCAUUACUGUGCACAAUAGCUUACGUGCAUAAUAAGACCGUACAUAAUUGUCCGCGCGUCAAAAACAUUGGACUUAAGCAUUUUAUAAAAGGUAUUUACUGUAUACAAGAAUCUAUUUUGUUAUGUUUAUUACAUUUUGUUGUGUAUGAUCCGAAGUAUGUAAAUAUU